Molecule: messenger RNA, 483 nt
Organism: Cannabis sativa
Lineage: Eukaryota; Viridiplantae; Streptophyta; Magnoliopsida; Rosales; Cannabaceae
Exons: 3
Coding region: 1-483 (160 amino acids)
Source: RefSeq, a predicted model, not a curated record
AUGGUGUCAGCUCGAGAGCUGAGAGAGAAUCGCAGAAUCAGAGAGCUAGAGUUUGGAGGGUACGAAGAUGAUAAUCAGACACCUCCUGUCAUGUACAACUUCUCAUCCACUAAUAAUAACGAAGUACUUUUGUGUUCAGACAACAUCCAUAAUAUAGUGGCCAAAGGUGUGCUUCUGGAAUUUGUUAGUCCAGUAACAAUUCAUACCGUGGAGUAUGAAGAAGGGAUUGCACGAGUUUUAAUUACAGAACAACUUCAAGAGGAGGCUGAAAUUGCUCAUCCUAUCGAAAAUAUCCGAUAUGUCUAUGAGACAAAGGACACAUUCCUUCCUUGGCCAAAACAUUUAAUUUUAAAUUUGGAUAAGGUUCCCAUAUUCCCGGAUGUCGCAUCCACCCAUAAAUCAUCGUCAAAGGGGAAGCAGAUAGCAACCCCUCACAGAUCACCGAAUAAAGGGAAACAGAUAUCAACUCUUCCUGCUAGUUAA